GAAAUUUGGAUUUAAAUAUUUUCCAAUAUGUUACCUCGGCAGUGCAUAAAAUUAUCAUGUUAUGCGAGAGCAAUAUUUAACAAAAAUAUACGUUUAAAUAGGAAUGCUGAACCUUUAAUCUGUCACAACAGGGAAUUGCAUUUAAGUUGCAGGGUUUUGGCAGCAAAUAAAUCUUCGAAAGGUCCGGAAAAGGUACAGAGCCCAAAUGACUUACGUUUUUCUGGGGGUCCAAUGCAAGAAUCUACGAAAACCUCCAUAGACCUACGCACGCUCCGCACCGCGCAAAGACGUGAUUUAUCCUCAGACGAGUUACUGGAAAAGCUUAUGUCUAAUUUAUCUUCAGACAUUCACCAAAAGAAUAGAGUGUAUAAAAAUGACUUUGUAAGAGUUGUAAAUAAAGUAAAAGAGUUGAAUUUAUCAUCCAAAAAGCAGGGGUUGCUCCUAAUUAAAUGCUGUACAGAACUGCUUCCAGAUGAGACACCCAGCUCAAGAGUGGCUUUAGUUGAGCAACUAUGGAACAUACUUGGAACCCACACAAAAUUUGAUGUUGAUCAUUAUAAUGAACUGCUGAGAGUGUACAUAGCUAAUGGUAGAACGCUUAAGGCUAAUGUCUUUCUUACACAGAUGGGAGCAGUGAAACCUAAUUUAACCACUUACGAAUUGAUAUUGAGAGUGCUUGGAGAGGCAGGUGACAUAAACCAAUGUACAGAAGUAAUAUCAAACAUGAAGGCACAAGGUUUACCAGCUACAGAAAGUGUAUUUGUGUCCUUGAUCAUUUGUCAAGGUAAAGCUGGCAAUCUAGAUAAUAUACAAGAAAUACUAACAAUGAUGAAGUCACUACAAGUUAAUUUAACCGUAAAAACGUACACCGCAAUAGCCCGUGCUUUCGCAUGGAAUAAGAAGAAUAAUCUACUUCUAGAAGAAUUGGCUAAGGCACAGAAAAACGGUAUAAUAUUUGGAGAGGUUCAUAUUAUGGAGAUUGUAAAGACGUUAGCAGCAGUUGAAGAAUAUGGAUCAGUGCAAAAUGUGUUAAAAUAUUUGCCCGAGGAAAUAUUAACAAAACCUUCAAUAACGCCAUACAUGCAGAGUGUAUCUACGCAACUUGUGUUUCAAAACCAUGCUAUGGUUGCUUUAGAGAUAUACAAAUGUUUACCGUUGCCUUCAUUUGGACCAAAAGAUGAUACAGGGCUACAUGGCCGCAGCUUGGUUCGAGAUUGUGUUAAAGCUUCUAUGCCUUCAAGUGUCAUAGGCCUUAUCACCCAAGAGUUGAUGGCGUCGGGUCGUAAUCCAAUCGCAUUACAUAACGCAGCAGAAGCGGCUUUACAGCUUGGCAAGGUCCCACUAGCUCUGGAUCUGUUCACUCGUAUGAAACAGUUGGGAAUGCCUGUAAGACCACAUUACUUCUGGCCUAUACUCUUGCACACUUCUAAAUCAUAUGGAGAGAAAGGUAUUAUGAAUACCCUCUCAACAAUGGUAACGAUGGAAAUAAAGCCAGAUUUCGAAACAAUAAUGGAGUACACACUGCCAUACGUCAGUUUUACGUCGCCUCAGAAUCUGAUGAAGAAGUUCCUUGAAACAGGACUAACUGUGAGCAACGUGCUCACGCCAAUGAUCGUCACCUUGUUGAAUACUGGACAAGUUAGGGCGGCGAGUGAGAUUUGUGAAUUGUUCCAAGGAAAGGUAGAUACUGAGGUGGUUCUCCAGCCCUUAAUAAAAGGCUAUCUCAUGAGCAAUGACGUAAAAUCAACUGUCCAUUUAUUGGAGGAUAUGAGCGCUAAAGCAGCGGACAAGAGCAAAGACUGGGUUGGACGAUUUCUCUGUGGAUUCAUGAGACACAGGAGAGUAAAGGAGGAUUUAUCAGAUGUACUGAAUAUUGCCAAGGCACUACAACCAACUUCGCUGAAAAUAUCGUCGGCUGCGGUGGACUAUUGUAUACCCAGAAUCCCAAAGCAUCAUAGCGAGAAGCUUAUAGAAUGUUUCAAAGAAGCUCUAGUCAAUAUUACCGACGAGAGAUUGGUCUACGAUGGAGAGAUGUUUGCUCAGCAAAUGCCUCAUCCUAAACAAAUGAACGAAGCUUCCUUAAAAGCCCAUCUCGUAGAGUUAGAGGCUAAAAGCAUGAACACACGCGGAGUUUUAAGGAAACUUUUACAGGAAUAUUGUAAAGACGGCAAUUUGGCUGCCGCGAGAGCGAUUGUUGAAAAAUGCGAGAAAGAAGGCGUGCAUCUAUCAGCCGGUAUGAAAGCAUCUAUAUUCGACCUGCACGUAAAGAUGGGAGAAAUAGAUUCAGCUGAACUAGUACUGGCGGACUUAAACAAAACUGCGCCGAACUUCACUAUAGACGAGUUCAAAGUUAUAGACUUCGCAACUCUAAUGGUUUAUAGGAAGCAAAUUAAAAAGGCAUUUGAUUUGAUUAACGAACAGUCGAUGAAGAGACGAGUUAUAGGCGGUCGAGCAAUAUCAAUGAACUGCUGGAGGCUUCUAGACGUGUUGGCAGCGCAUGGUACACACGAAGACACCAAACGCAUGUUCGAGUUGCUGACAUCCCUUAGAUACUGCAAACCAUCCAACUCUAUACUGGGACCAUUAGUGCGAGUGCAUUUGAAAACCGGCAACUAUGAAAAUGCGGUUCAGGAGUUCGUGCGUAUAUCAGAAAAAUAUAACAAGACUCCAUUGAAACAUGAGUUGCUUUGUAAAUUACUGAAAGCUAUGAGCGAUGGCAAAGACGAAGAUACAUUCAUAGUGAACGAGAAAACUAACGGGAGGUUAAAUAAACUUGUGCACACUAUACUGAAUGUCGACAAACGUGUUCACGGCGCCAGCGAUGUACAUUUAACUCUCAUAGCUGCAUUAGCGGAUGUGGGCUAUAAGAAGUCUCUUAGGAAACUACUCCUGGACCCAACAGUCAAAUUUCAUCCCGACGCGUUAAUGCGUCACUGCGAAAGAUUCGCGGACGAGAAGAAAGUGAACGCCCUGGAAGCGAUAGCAGAAUGUGCGAAUAACUUGAGGCAUUUCGAUGUCGAAGAGAUUUAUAAUAUGAUGCUGGGAGUAUACCAACGCGACGACAACUGCCAAGAAGCUCUCUCCCUCUGGUACAAGAUGCAGGAGAGUGAAAUAACCCCAUCCCAGAAGUUCGUACGCAACCUAUGUGCACUUUGCAAGGCGAACAAUAAGCAAGUACCCUCCGAUAUCGCCAUACUCCUCGACAAACAAACCAAAAUCGUGGCUAAUAAAGCAGUAUAAGCGAGAGAAAAUUUUGUAAGUGUGACUUUUUAUUCUAGAAGUGUAAAUUGAGAAACUGCGUACUGACAUCGAGGUUCGAAAUCGCUAGAUCAAGUUUUAUGAGAUACAUUUUAAUAUUAUUUAUUUACUUUUAUUGUUUUGGUAUGUAAACAAACAUGAAUAUUUAAUUUUGUAUUAGGUAGAGGAAAUUGUUUCAAAUUAAAUAUUGUAAUUAUAUUUGUUGGCCUCGCUGUUAAUGUUGUUGUGCUGUUUUUUUGUGAAAUUUGUGAAUUAACGCACGUCAAAUUAGUUUACGCGUCUAUAGUGACCAAUAUGUUUAUAUACCCUGUUGUAAUAAGAUCGUGAUCUAGUGGAGAUCUUCUGUCGAUGGGCAUAAAGGGUGUUUGCUAAAGCUUUCAGCUUAGAUUGAAUGCUAGCCCACUUAAAGUUGCUAAACAGAGUAUAUUUUUGCCACGUGCAGUUGACAUUUAUAUACAUUACCUGACGCCGGAUGUUAUGAAUAUAAUCCUUUUAAUCUUAAAUCUAUAAGCGAAGACUAAAUUUGGUUUUGCCAUUUUCCAACUCUUCCUUGUUAAAUGCUGACUCUAGUAACAUUUAUAUUUUAUUUAAAGAUUUUAGAUUAGAUUUUGUGUUAUUUGUUAGGUAAAAGCAGCCACAGAUUAUACAAACGGCAAGAUUAUAUGCUUGCAGAUUAUAUGUAUUCGCAUGAUUCAAACUUUAAUACAAAAAAGUGGUAGUAAAACUUUUAUUCAUAACGACAUUUAAUCUACCAUGUUAAGACUGAAUGGAAAAAAUUUGAGUGCUAUGUGAAUUAAACAAAACACAAAAAUUGUCGCAUUUUUUCGGUGCCACAGCAUAUAAUGUCGUUUUAAUUAUUUCAUUCAGUUACAGACAUAUGCUUUGAUAUUACCAUAACGUAUUGUUUUUUUAUCUCCCAGAGCGACGCACGCUUUACAGCCUUUUAGCAAAAAUUGUAGAGGAGUUCGUAAGCACGUUCUCAGUACCUUCCCAGAUGCGAGCCUAGCGUGUUACGAGUACGAGAUAAAUAACUAUAUGAUCGUUAUGCACGUUUAUUUUAAGUAGAAAUGUUCAUAAUGGUAACACAAAUUGUUAGUGACAUCUGUGAUAUUAUUUAUUAGUACACGUUUGUUUAU
Pararge aegeria (speckled wood butterfly) is the source of this 4394-nucleotide messenger RNA. Its product is annotated as leucine-rich PPR motif-containing protein, mitochondrial-like. The transcript is spliced from 16 exons. NCBI's taxonomy places the organism in Eukaryota, Metazoa, Arthropoda, Insecta, Lepidoptera, Nymphalidae. The coding region runs from base 28 to 3240 and encodes 1070 amino acids. The record is from RefSeq and is a predicted model, not a curated record. Gene Ontology annotation, molecular function: protein binding.